GACGCCGGCUAUCACGUGCUGAAAGUUUCUCGUUUAACAUCAAAAACAUCAAAAACAACACCAAAAUGUCAUCGGAAUGCGAAUGUGUCAUCAAUAAGUCGAGCGUUACCCUCUUGCCUCUGGUUUUGGCGUUCAUCACGUGUCCUGCUGCAGCUGUUGAUGUUGAGAUCGAGUCGCAGGAGGUGAUGGAAGGAAACAAUGUCACCAUCUCAAUUCAAAUCAAUAAACUGGAGAAUGACCCUCAAUUUCUGUUUAUGCUCAUGAAAGGCACUUUAAAGGAUCCCAUUGCACAGUUAAAUUGCCAUUUUCAUACCUGCACACGCGAGUGCUGGAAAUCUGGAGUGUCACUUGAAUUCGACGAGGAGAGUGUCACGCUGACCCUGCUGAACGUCAGCCGCAGUCAAUCGGGGAUUUACGAAGUGUACAACCUGAGUAGUAAACAAAUGAAAAAUAAGAUUUUUAAUGUAACCGUUUAUGAACCCCCCCCAGAACCUCCCCCCUCUUCCAUGUACAUUACUUCAUCUUUUACUGGUAUAACUACAGCUGCUGUUAUUAUGGUCAUCUUGGUGAUCAUUGGUGCUGGUGUCAUCUGGAAAUAUAAAUGUUUUAGAAAGAGGACUGAGGAAAAUCAGAACCAGCCGCAAGAAAAUGAGAUAAUGCUGGAGCAGCCAUCAGGAAUGGAGAACUAAGUGUUUGUGGAUUACACACAUAUCAGAUCUGGUCAUAAAGGAUGCAUUUUUGCUUUGUUUCAAUGUUUCACACAUCUAUGUUUUCUCCACGACCACUUAAGGCUCUUUUCUUACUUUGUGUAGCUACAACCUGAUGCCAUUUUUUUAUUUAUUUUAUUUUAAAGGCAGUGUGUGUACACAACCACUCUAUAAUGAUAAAUCACCAUUUUUUUUAAUCACCAUUAAUCAUAAGCACUGCCUCAGAAUAGCUGUUCGCAGAUUCCCAGGCCCCGCCCACUACUGUUUUGACCGGGAACACAACCAGUGUAAUAA
Messenger RNA from Xyrauchen texanus (razorback sucker), 1001 nucleotides. RefSeq lists its product as uncharacterized. Bases 66 to 689 code for a protein of 207 amino acids. The record is from RefSeq and is a predicted model, not a curated record. The transcript is spliced from 4 exons. NCBI's taxonomy places the organism in Eukaryota, Metazoa, Chordata, Actinopteri, Cypriniformes, Catostomidae.